This is a messenger RNA of Caenorhabditis auriculariae, 930 nucleotides long. The record is from the annotation of a GenBank genome assembly. NCBI's taxonomy places the organism in Eukaryota, Metazoa, Nematoda, Chromadorea, Rhabditida, Rhabditidae.
AUGAAUAAAAUGCUCUUCCACGGCGUCAUUCUGUUCUUCUUUCUGAUAGUAUUCCCAGUUUAUUCUACCGAUGAAUCCGAGUUGACAGGCCCCACCUCGAGUACGCUUCGGCGUCGUUUGUUGGACAAGGUGUGAUGAAAUGAGAAGAUUUCAGCUCAAUUUGUUUUUAUAUAGGUCGGCCCCAUCGGCAGGUAUCAAAGCGUCGGAGUUCGAGGUCGACUUUUCUGUGGCCUUGGAGUUCUUCCCAACGCAACCGUCAAACUUUGGGACAAGGACUUUUGUGAGGAAAAUAUCAAGAAAAUUAUUUAUUCAUUAUUUAAGUCGAUCCUGAUGACUUGAUCGCCGAGGGAAAAACGGACGAAGAUGGAAACUUUGUUAUCUGGGGCACUGCCGUUUCGGUAAAAAAGUUCUUUUUACUCCCAAUUUUCAUGUCUCAAGUAUGGAACCUCGAAAACUUCACCAAAAUCAUUGUUUUGUCGCCAAUUUGCAACUUUUUUGCAGCCAGUAGCCUUUUGAGUUGAUUCUGACCCACUGAAACCUUUUUUGCGACUUUUUUGUUUCAGAAAAAAGUAAAUUUUGCAAAGAGGCUAUGAAAUACGAAAUAAAUUUGUGUAAGAAGGUAAAAUUUGAUUAAAAUAAAAUUUUAGGUCAUGAAAAUCGACCCACAGCUCCGAAUCUAUCACUCUUGCCACAAUGAAUUCUCUGUAAGUUCUUUUUUUCAUUUCAAAGAUCUUCUGACCUUCCAGCUCUGUAAGCGCAAGGUGGUCUUCACCAUUCCUAGCAACUACAUCAACGGAGGAGAAAAGGUCCAAAAUUUCGCUAAAAUCAAUGAUUUUGAGAGGUUUUCAGGUCCAAAAAUGGUUCGAGCUGGGAAACCUGAACAUGGAGAUCAUCAUCAAGACCAAGGAGGAGGAUCAUUGUAUUUCGUAA